AUGCAUCUCGCUGGGGUAAGACUGGCGGCUCUUGCUGCCAGCUUGGCGGCAGGCGAAUCCCUCAAGAGUCUGGACACCAGUCUGACUAUCAUCACGAAUAACGAUCUCCAAGGACCGGCAAGCCCCUACGCCGACACGGCGGUGAUCCUCACGGACGCUCGUCCCUACCAAGAUGUUUCUCAGGGUGUCUGUGCUAAGCUGGGUGAGCAGCUCUGGCGGCCUCGGCCGGGCAAGGGGCACAAGAGAACAGACACCGCAGAGCUGCCGUUUGCGGACUAUCUGAAGUAUGACGGGACGGCCAGUGCUUCGUCCAAGUUCUGGAUCUCUUCGGAUUCGGGUUCCGAUUGUAUGGAUGUCUCGGGUCGGUUCAGCAAGGCCAGCACGGCUUCGAACUCGCGGUUCCCGGGGCUUUGCACCAAUACCGCGCCCUUUUCGACUGAAAGUUCUCAAGACACCAGCGCCAAGUGGCAGAUUAGUCUGGAUGUCAACAACCAGACGCUUACAGGCUUCCGUGACCGAUUGUCUUUCCGCUUCCUCGGGAUCCGCUAUGCGCCGCAGCCGCAGAGAUUCACGUAUCCCACUCUGUUCAAGGGCUCCGGAGAGGCUGCCUCCGCCCUGUCGUAUGGUUCUCAGUGCGUUCAAGGGUCGGACACCGGCAGUGAGGACUGCUUGUUUCUCAACGUCUGGACGCCCUAUCUCCCUAACCCCAAUUCUGCGGCACCAAAGAAGAAGCUCCGCCCCGUCGGCUUCUGGAUUCAUGGUGGUGCUCUAACCGGCGGUUUCGGAGGCGAUCCCACGUUUGACGGAGCCAACGUCGCCAGUCGUGGUGACAUGGUGCUGGUCUCCAUCAACUACCGUCUCUCGACCCUGGGUUACUUAGCGCUCAAGGACGGCAAGACCAAUGGAAAUUACGGCUUGGCUGACCAAAUUACGGCCUUGGACUGGGUGCGAGCGCACAUUCAGAACUUUGGCGGUGACCCGGACCGCAUCACCAUCUUUGGCCAGUCGGCGGGCGCCGGCUCGGUGCGUGCCAUGAUGGCCUCGCCCAAGGCUGCUGGCAAGUUCGCCAAAGCCAUCAUGCUCAGCAACCUCGGCGGUAUCAACUACGGCACGACGUAUUCACACUACUACACCAUUGACGAAGAAGUCGAGGUGGCCGCCAAGCCCCUGCUCGCUGCGACCAACUGUACCAACGCUGCCUCCCAGGUCGACUGCCUCCGCGCCCUCCCUUCGCACACCCUCACCCAGAUCGGCGGACCCCGUUACAUCGUCCUCGACGGCACCUACAUCACCAACCUCGAACUCCCGCUCAAAGGCCCGAAGCUCCCCAUCCACCUCAUGAUGGGGAUUACCCGCGACGAUGGCGCGCCCAUCAUCUCCUUCCCGCAAACCUCAAACCAAUCCGCCUACCUCGCCUCGCAGGGCUUCUCCGUGCCGCCCGCCAACCUGUUCCCCAUCCCCUCAACCGGCAACGCCACCCUGGACCUGUACAACAUGACCUCCCGCCUCGCCACAGACGGUAUCUUCCGCUGCAUCGACCAGGCAACGGCAUUCUCGGCGCUGCAAAACAACCGCCUCGACGAGAUUUACUACUACGAGUUCGACCGCACCUAUCAAACUAAAGGCUGGCCCGGGACAAACGUCUGUGAACCUCCAAGAACGAAAGACCGACCCUUCGGCGACCCGUCGAAACCGUACUUCAAGUGCCACUCGGGGGAACUGUACUAUGUGUUUGGAAAUUUGCAUCGUCAGGCGCUACCAAUGCGGGACGAGGGCGAUCUGGUGUUUGAGCAGUUUGUGUUGGACAGCUUUGUCAGUUUUAUGCGGAGGGGGGAUCCUAAUGUCGAUGCGGACGGGUGGGCGAAGGCGAGGGGGUAUAAGGCGAGUUUGGGUAUGCAGGAGAGGGCGGGGGGCAAGUGGGUGGCUGCGAGGAAGGGGAGGAUGACGUUGAGGGUGCUGGAUUGGCCGAGGUCUGGGCAGAGUGGGUUUAGGGAGCUGGAGCAGUGUGAGAGUUUGGGACUGGGGUUGAGGUAUUAUGAGAAGUGA
Parathielavia appendiculata is the source of this 2046-nucleotide messenger RNA. Its product is annotated as alpha/beta-hydrolase. Bases 1 to 2046 code for a protein of 681 amino acids. Lineage: Eukaryota; Fungi; Ascomycota; Sordariomycetes; Sordariales; Chaetomiaceae. The record is from RefSeq and is a predicted model, not a curated record. The transcript is spliced from 3 exons. Gene Ontology annotation, molecular function: serine hydrolase activity.